Morone saxatilis (striped sea-bass) is the source of this 8009-nucleotide messenger RNA. It is a transcript of the gene lrrk2, whose product is annotated as leucine-rich repeat kinase 2. Gene Ontology annotation, biological process: protein phosphorylation. Gene Ontology annotation, molecular function: protein binding; ATP binding; protein kinase activity. The transcript is spliced from 49 exons. Lineage: Eukaryota; Metazoa; Chordata; Actinopteri; Moronidae. Bases 756 to 8009 code for a protein of 2417 amino acids. The record is from RefSeq and is a predicted model, not a curated record.
UCUUUUAAUGAAAUACGGCGCAAAUCAGUGCCAAGUUCCGAAUCGGUAAAUCAGUAACUGACAUCAGACACCGGGGUGGGAGACAGCUUGUAGACCGCAUAUAUACCACCAGACAGCCCUUGAACGUGUAGCUGUCAUUCCCAACCAGGCUAAUGUGAGUUAAAACGACCCGGUGAUUUAAAGUGCGACAGGAAGAAACCGGGCUAUGCGUUGUUGUUGUGUGGCAGUUGACUGUCCGUGCCACAGUGCUGCUGCUGCUGCUGCUGCUCCGCGGUGUCUGCUGCCAGUUUCCUCUUGAACAAACGGGAAGUUUUUCUGGGCCGGAGUCAUAUGAUGUGACUGUAAGGAAGGAGGAACACGCCUGUGUCAGAGGGUCACUUUAUUUCCUCCCACAGAAACCACAAAAAGUCUCCCAACUCCACAAAGGGGAAGGUGUUUCUCCGCCAGAGGAAAGUGAACCGAGCAUGGUGAUGUCAACGUCGGAACAGAAACUCAGCUUCCCCAGUCGUGACAACUUAGCCACUUUAGCUGUACUGUAGCUAAUGUAACGUGAUGCAACACGGCUAGCAUUCACUAAUGUAAUGUAAUGUGAAGUGUGGAUACAGUGGCGCUUUACUCGUCUUCUUCCCAUGCUACUGUAGCCAUACUGUAGCGGCCACUCAGACCCGGUUGUGGUCGGCUGCUCGGAGAGGGACUGCACCGACUGACCUAAAUGCACGUCAACUCGUCAGCUGGAAAACGAUAUUUCAAAGACCAUGGUUAACAAAGAGGAGUUGGAGGAAAGGCUGAAGAAACUGCUGGUGAGGCUGAACACCCCGCAAGAAGACAGACAGCUGUGCACGCUGAUUCAGAUAAUCCAGGAUCUGCUUUUCCUGGCGCACACCGACGAUGCAGCUGAACUGUUUGAAGACAAAAAUGUUCAUGUCCCCCUCAUGGUGGUGCUGUCGUCCUACAUCAGCAGCAAAGGAGUCCAGCAGGUGGGUUGGUCAUUGCUGUGUCGAAUGAUUGAAAUAUGCCCCAGUACACUGGACCAGCUGACCAGACCUCUGCAGGCAGCCAAGGACUGGGAGGUACUGGGAGUGCACCAGCAGAUCCUGAAAGCACUGUCUCAGUACAGAACGGACUGUAAAGUGACCAUGGUUGGACUCAGAGCCCUGGCUCUUCUGCUCAGAUCAGACAUGAUUCCUCUGCUGGUGCUGGAGGAGGAAGAGGAGGAAGUGUUUGGCCUGGUGGUGCAGGCGAUGAAGACGUUUCCUACCAGUGAAGAGGUGCAGCUCCAAGGCUGUGGAGCUCUGCAGUUCCUCCUGGAGGGAGUAAGCGAUGAGCACCUCGUGGAGUUUGUGGAGAACCAGGAUCAUGUUGUGGUUCUGGCGGCUCUACAGAGGUUCCCGGACAGCCCUGAGUUGCUCCAGCAGGCCAUGAAGGUGCUGCUUCCACUGUCUCGUCCUGGCAGUAACGUGGAGAUGUUGAUGUCGGGGGGUGCUCGGUGCUACAGUGUGAUCAUUGCUGCAAUGGAUGCCUUCCCAGAGGUGGAGGAGUUGCAGGAGACGGGCUGCUGCCUGUUCAGGAGGUUUACAUCAGAGAGUUACUACAACAUCCUGGUACUGAACGGUGUCCAGAGGGUCGCAGUAAGAGCCUGUCAGACUUUCCCUGACAACGCCACACUGCAAGCCGCCGCUCUCUCCUGCCUGGCUGACCUCACUGCAACCAUUGUGCAGAACAAAGCGGUAGCCGAGCAGGGUUUGGAGGAAGGAGAGGAGGAGGAGAACAGAGGUAAAGAGGUGGUGGAGGACAUGGGCCUGGGCUGGAUGGAGGCCUGCUGUAGGGCACUGGAUCUCCACGCUGCUGAACCAGCCGUUCAGGAAGCUGCAAGCUGGGCCAUUCACAAUCUGUUACUGCACGGAGCUGGGGUGGACCAUUCAGGAGACGAGCAGGAUGAGAGGACUCCUGUUCAUAGACAGUUAAUGGCAGCCAUGCUGCUCCACUCCUCCUCGCCCCGUGUGUUUGAAGCUGCUACCAGUGCCAUUGCCACACUCAUCACACACAACAGUAAAAUGCGUUCACUGCUGCUGUCCAGUGGCCUUCACGUCAAUCUAGUAGAGAUGAUGAAGAGACAUUCAACCUCAGCUGAAGUUUCCAUCAGCGCCUGCAAACUGCUAAACCUGCUCUUCCAGGGAAGGACAGCCAGUCUAGAUGAGUUGAACAUGGCCAUGAGUCAGAUCCUCAGUGCAAUGAAGAUUCAUAACUUCCAGCCAGAGGUUCAGCUGGAGGCUCUGCAGGCCAGUCUGGUCUUCCUCUGCCCAGACAGGAGUUUGAGGGAGCAUGGCAUCUCGGUCGCAGAUCCAGACAUGGCCGACGUGUCGCUGAAGGUCCUGAAAAACCAGUGUGUGGUGGAAGGAGCUCACACCCUCUACCUGGAGGUUCUCAACAGGUUUAUCAGCAGCUCUGCCAUACAGAAGUGUGGCCUGAAGGUGCUGUCUGCUCUGGCUGACUGCUCCGGUGCAGUGGACUUGCUCUGCCAGCAGGGGGCAAUAGACACAGUGCUGCAUACACUACAGAUGUUCCCACAGGAACGAGAGAUACACUACUGGGGUCUUACCCUGCUCACCUACCUCGUAUCCAAGAAGAAGCUGUCGAGGAUGAUUGUACCUGUUCUGGCCUCUGUUGUGGUCGCCUCACUCAUCCAGUACAGAGAAGACUUUGAGAUGCUCCUGAAGUGUUUCCAGGUGGCUCUGAGGAUGCUGGAUGCCUGUUCAGGAGCAGCUGCUGAACUGCAGAGAGAAGACUUUGAUAGGCAGAUCUUCCAACAACUCAGAGAGGAGACUCCUGACCAGAGCAACAACCCGCUGCGUAAGUCGGUGUGCCUGGCUCUGUCUAAGAUGUGGUGUGACUCAGAGCUACACUACAGCAUGCUGGAAAAGGCCUGCGAGGACGGAGACACAACACUGGCCGAGUGUCUGAUUGAGCUGGGUGCAGACAUCAAUAAGAAGACCAAAACAGAAUCUCUCAUCUACCAGGUGUGUGAGAGAGGCGGACCCCUCGAGCUGGUGGAGCUGCUUCUCAGCCGGGGUGCCCACGAGCAGCACCUCCGCAGAGCUCUGGCUGUGAGCGUGAAGCGGGGCGACGGACCCACAGUCAUUCAGCUGCUGGGGCGUCUGGGUCUGGACCUCAACAACAGCGCACUCUGCCUUGGGGGCUUCAGGCUGUGCCGUCUAGACGCCGCCUGGCUGAGCCCCUUGCUGGCUGAAAGAGGCAGAAUAUACUGUCUCCGUUACAACAACAGUAAAGGAAUGAGUUUGGCAAGGUACAUACAGUCUUUACAGAGGUCCAAGAGUAGCAGUGGUCCUCUUAGAUCUCUGGCCGACCCCUGUCUGACCUCUGGCUACAUUUCUGAAGAGAGUGACGACUCCAGCUUCAGCUUUGUCUCCAUGGACGACAGCCUAUUCUUCAACGACGACAUGGAGAGUGAUGGGAGUGAUUCACUCUCAGGGGCUCUGUCUCCAAAACCGCACAAUAAUUCAACAGAGGAGUUGAGGGGCGGAUCCUUUAAAAGGAAGCAGGGGCGUCGCAGACAUGCCAGUGCAGAGAGUGGUCAAACUGAGAAUGAACAUAGUGAGCCUGUACACAGGAGAUAUGGAAGGACUGGCUCAAGCCAAAAAGUGUUCGGUGAGAACUCUGCUGCUCUGCCCAAAGAGAGGGAGAGGAUUCGCCUGCUGGACCUGUCAGGUAAUGAGCUGGACUCUUUGUCCUGUCUGAUGGAUGAUGGCUUCGUCCAGCAGCAACUGGGGCAUCUCCUCCGCCUGGACCUGAGCCACAACUGUCUGCUGGAAUUUCCUUCAGCACUUUGCCAGAGUUUGACGAGUCUGACUCGCCUGGACCUGCAGGGCAACCAGCUCCAGUCGUUGCCAGUGGAACUGCUGUCUCUGCUCUCACUGAGCAUGUUGAACGUCUCCCGUAAUUGUGUGGGUCCCCUACUGACCUUUGAUUCCACUGUUACCUGCCCAUCGCUGCGGCAGCUCAAUCUGUCUUUCAACAAAAUCACCACAUUCCCUCACGAGUUGGGCCGCGCCAUGCAUCAACUGGAGGAGCUGUUUUUGGAAGGUAACAGUAUAAGUGAGCUUUGUGUGCCUCUGUGUCUGCCGGAGAUUAAGCUGCUUGAUGUGAGCAAGAACAGCAUGGAGAGUAUUUCUCCAGACUUCCUGACUGGCUGCCCCAAAUUGGAAACUUUGAAUGUCUCCAUGAACAAAAUCUGUUCUCUGUCACAUCUCUCAUCUAAGAUCACAACACUGAAACUAGCAAACAACAAUUUCACUGAAGUUUCUGAGGCUAUACUCCAUCUCCCAAACUUGCGGUCAUUGGACAUGAGAACCAACAACAUUGCUUCUCUGCCUGGCCCGGGAUUCUGGGAGUCCAGCAACCUCAGAGAGCUGAUCUUCAGUCAUAACUGUAUCAAAGAUCUGGAUCUGAGUGGUCCGAUCUACAAAUGGGCCAGACUGGAGAAACUCCACCUGAGCAACAACAAGCUCACUGAGAUCCCUCCAAAGAUCGGCCUGUUGGAGGGCCUGACCUCCCUGGAUGUGAGUCAUAAUACUAACCUGCGCUCCUUCCCGGAUGAGAUGGGGAAACUGGGCCGACUGUGGGACCUGCCGCUGGACGGCCUUCGACUCCAGCUGGACCUCAAACUCAUUGGCAGCAAGACCAAAGACAUCGUCAGGUUCCUGCAGCAGCGGCUGAAGAAGGCAGUGCCGUACUACCGGAUGAAGCUCAUCGUUGUUGGGAAUGUGGGAAGUGGGAAGACCACCCUGAUCCAGCAGCUGAUGAAGCUGAAGCGCUCCCAGUUGAACUCGAAGCAGGACACUUUUGGCAUUGACGUCCGGGACUGGACCGUCAGGGAACGGGACAAGAAGAAAAUGGUGCUGAACGUCUGGGACUUCUCAGGUGGAGAGGAGUUCAGUGGCUCUCACCCUCACUUCCUGACUUCCAGAGCUCUCUACCUGGUGGUAUACAACCUCAACAAAGGAGCCAGUCAGGUGGACGCUCUCAAACCCUGGCUCUUUAACAUCAAAGCUGCAGCUCCUCUGUCCCCAGUCAUCUUGGUAGGAACCCACACAGAUGUGAGCGAGGAGCUGCAACUUCAGUCCUGCAUGACCAAGAUCAGAGAGGAGCUGCUGAACCACCAAGGCUUCCCUGCCAUCAAGGACUACCACAUAGUCUCUGCUUGCGAGGACUCAGACGCCAUGACCAAGCUCCGCAAGGCCAUCUUCAGGGAAGUCACCAGCUUUAAGAUCCAGGGCCAGCCUGUGAUGGGCCAGCUGGUUCCAGACAGCUAUGUGGAGCUGGAGCGCCGGGUCCUGCAGGAAAGAACCCGGGUUCCCCCAGAGUUCCCUGUUCUCAGGCACCAGGUGCUACUGGAGCUCAUCCAGGAGAGUCAGCUGCAGCUGGAGGAAGCUGAGCUGCCCCACGCUGUCCACUUCCUCAGUGAAGCUGGAGUUUUACUGCACUUUGAUGAUCCUGCACUUCAGCUCCAAGAACUCUACUUCAUCGACCCACAGUGGCUGUGCAACAUCAUCUCCCAGAAACUGACAUUAAAGAGCUGCGGCUUCUGGGAACCUCCUAAAGGAGUUAUUCAGCGCUCAGUGGUGGAGAAGUUUCUGUUUGAGACCAAAUGUUUCCCCAAGAGCCACUUCACGCAGUUCUUAAAACUGCUGGAGAAGUUUCAGAUCGCUCUACCCUUUGGCGAGGACCAGCUACUGGUACCCAGCAGUUUGUCCAGACACAGGCCGGUGAUAGAGCUGCCUCACUGUGAGAACUCCGAGGUGAUUGUGCGUCUGUAUGAGAUGCCGUACUUUCCCAUGGAUUACUGGUCUCGCCAGAUCAGCCGCUUAUUGGAGUUUUCCUCUUACUUGCUUUCUGGAAGAGAAAAAGCGGUGCGACCCAACCGGAUCUACUGGAGGAGAGGGGUGUACCUGAGCUGGUCCCCAGAGGCCUACUGCCUGGUGGAGGCUGCCUCAGUGGACAAGAACCCCUCCAGCUUCGUCAGGAUAACUGUGCCCUCUUCACGCAUAGGCCGGGUGCUGCUGGGUCAGGUGGUGGAUCACAUCGACUCCCUGCUGGAGGAAUGGUUUCCUGGCCUGCUGAACACUGACAUGCACGGCAGUGGUGAGGCUCUGCUGAAGAAGUGGGCUCUCUACAGCUUUGAGGACGGGCAGGAGUGGAGCAAGAUUCUGCUCGAGGACCUCUUUACCUGUUUUGAUAAUGAUUUCCUGCUGGUGAACCCGGAGGACCCCCGCUGCACACUUCCUAUCUCUCAGAUUGCUCCUGACUUGGUGCUGAUUGACCAGCCUGCAGGAACAAUCCUGGACAGUGAAGAGCUGGCUGUAGACAUGUCUAAAGAGAAGCGACUGGGGGACGGUGGCUUUGGGACUGUGUAUCGAGGUGUCUACAAAAACGAAGAAGUAGCUGUAAAAAUAUUCAACAAGCAUGCAUCUGAGCUUUACAUCCACAGACUCCUCAGACAGGAGCUGGCGGUGUUGGGUCGCCUCCGUCACCCCAGCCUGGUAGGUCUGCUGGCAGCUGGCUCAGCCCCUCAGGUCCUGGUGAUGGAGCUGGCUCUGCGAGGCUCACUGGACUCCCUCUUUGAACAUGAGAAUGGCAGCCUCAACCGAAAGCUCCAGCACAGAAUCGCCCUGCAAGUGGCUGACGGACUCAGGUACCUUCACUCAGCCAUGAUCAUCUAUCGGGAUCUCAAGCCUCACAACGUCCUCCUGUUCAACCUGAAGACCGACUCUGAGAUCAUCGCCAAGAUUACAGACUACGGCAUCGCUCAGUACUGCUGCAGCAUGGGAGUGAGGAGCUCGGAGGGCACACCAGGUUUCCGAGCACCAGAGGUUGCCCGAGGUAAUGUGAUCUAUAACCAGCAGGCUGAUGUGUUCUCAUUUGGCCUGCUGCUCUACGACCUGCUGACUUGUGGUGAACGCAUCUCCGACGGCAUGAAGUUCCCCAGCGAGUUUGAUGAGGUUGCAGUGCAGGGAAAACUGCCAGAUCCAGUAAAACACUAUGGUUGUUCACCUUGGCCGGGCUUCCAGGCUCUGAUGAAGGACUGUUUGAGGGAAAGCCCUCAGGGUCGACCCACUUCUGCUCAGGUGUUCGAUAGGCUGAAUUCAGGGGCGAUGCUGUGCCUGAUGAGGGAGCUGGUGGUUCCCCGGGUGUUUAACGCUGAGUGCUUCGAAGUGAGCUCUGGUGACAGUGAUGGCCCCUCAAACAGCCACAGAGCCUGGCUGGGUGGAGGCAGCAGCGCCCAGAAACUAGGCUCCAUCACAGCUGUGGACCUGGACACCAACACAGUCACUACACAGGAGAUUGACACCAGUCCCGUCUUGUGUCUUGUGACUGUCCAAAUCCCAAACGAGGCCGGUGAUUGGCUGGUUGCAGGCACCCAAUCUGGCUCCUUAGUGGUCAUCAGCACUCAGGACACGUCAACCUGGCACCACCUGCAGAGUGUCACAGAUGCUGUCACCUCGCUGUACUUCCAAACACACCCGCCGCGCACCCAAAGAAAGAAUUACUUGCUGGUUGGGACAGCCGAUGGAAUUCUCACUGUUUAUGAGGACUCUGUUCUCAAGCAGGAGAACGGGCAGCCGGUUAAAACUCUCACUGUGGGAAACGUCAACACGCCCGUCAUGUGUCUGGGCCAGUCAGUGCACUCGCUGGACAGCCGGUCUGUGUGGGCUGGCUGUGGGACCAAGAUCCUCUCCUUCACAGCUGACUACGACGUCUGCAAGUCCAUUGACACAAGACCAAACCUAAUCUUCCAGCAGCAGCGGUCGUUCGGUGGUGAAGCGUGUGUGUCUCGAAUGGCGGUGGAUAAAUAUGUUUACCUGAGCAAAGCCGGGACACCAACCGUCGAGGUUUGGGAUAAGAGGAGCGAGAGGAUGGUGGACUGCAUCGACUGUGCUCAGAUCAUCAGGCUGAGAACAGUGCAGAUGUUCAGGAAGACCUCCUACUCCUAA